Molecule: messenger RNA, 1554 nt
Organism: Haliotis rubra (blacklip abalone)
Lineage: Eukaryota; Metazoa; Mollusca; Gastropoda; Lepetellida; Haliotidae
Exons: 5
Coding region: 148-1197 (349 amino acids)
Source: RefSeq, a predicted model, not a curated record
UAUAUAGUGUUGAUACUAAACCGGGGCCUAGUUUAUCGAUUUUCUGACCCUCAGUGGGGGCCUGUGGUCAGGAGUUGUAAGUGAAACGCUUGAUAUCCCCGUGUGACCUUUGUCGGCGUCUUCAAAGGAAGUGGAAAUUCCAGCAAAAUGGCGGACCAAUGGGCUGAAAGACUGCUGGAUUAUUCUACAGGGGCAACAGCCACAUUGUGUCUGGCUGUGGGUCACGAGGUGGGGAUCUUCAAGGUCAUGUCUGAUGCUGAAGACAGUCUCACAUCUCAAGACAUUGCUGAUAAGGCCAGUCUCAAAGAAAGGUAUGUGAGGGAGUGGUUGGGAUGUAUGACAGCGUGUGAGGCUGUCGAGGUCACUGGCGACGACCCACCUAGGUACUACAUCCCAGAAUCACACAAACCAUUUCUACAGACAAUUGGGAUUUCUUCAAGUUUGUUUGCCAACUAUGCCACAAGAUACGAUGCUGUGAAGGCCUGCUUCCACAAGGAUGGCCCUCAAGGUGUUGGUCAUGAACAGUUUCCUGGAAUCUUCGCGGUGUUCAACGAGAUGCGCGUUGUGUCCCAGAAGAAUAACAUGGAGGAGGAGCUACUACCAGCCAUCAGCGAGCUGCUCCCUAAACUAGAAUCUGGAAUUGACAUUGGGGAAAUAGGCUGUGGAACUGGCAUUCUGUCUCGCAGCCUGGCCGAGAAGUUUCCUAACAGCCGUGUUCACGGUAGCGACAUCUCCGAUAAAGCUCUCAGCAUGGCAAGGGAAGGAUCCGCCUCAAGGAACUUAGAAAAUGUCACCUUUGAAAAGGUAGACAUCUGUAAUAUUCCAGACUCAAUGGUGGGAAAGUUUGAUUUGAUGGUUUGUUUUGAUGUCAUCCAUGACCUGAAUGACCCGGAGAAGGCGUUGACGGAGAUACGACGUGCCCUGAAAGAUGGAGGGUACUUCGUCAUGGCAGACAUACACACUAAACAAGAGAGAAUGGAUAUAGUUGGAGAUAUGGGUGCAUGCUCAUUGUAUGGGAUGAGCACCUUCCUGUGUCUCCCAGCAAGCCUGGAACAAAAUGGCGGAAUUGGACUUGGAGCUGCUUGGAGUAGAGAGCUAGCUGGAAAGCUGCUAAAAAAUGCGGGUUUAAAAUUGAUCCGAGUGAAUCCCAGCAAACAGAGCACAUGUCUGUUUUAUCAUGUUUGUGUGAAAAACUGAUUAUCUGGUGUUCAUAAUCGUAACUAAGCUGACAUACCCAAGAGGAUGAAGAGUGUAGAGCCAAAGUAUUCUGCAGCCAUUAGAGGCACAUCCCUGACUUAGUGUCAGUUAAUGCUUGUAAAGAGAGCUUAGCUGUAGAUUCUCUUUCAGAUAACAAUAAUGUCAUGAAUCUGAAGUAGUCAUUGGAAUACACACACAUAUAUUGACAAUGAAUGAGUUACAGAAUAGUCAUUGGAAAUAACUUUAAAAUUGCUGGUGUACUCGGUACAGUUGCACAUGUAAAAUCACUUGCCCUGAUAAUUUUUCCACUAUACCGGCCAUUUUCUUGUUGAUUUUUUAAAUAAACAACAUAAUUAA